UGUCGCUGUGAUCCUGUGGCCGAUCUUCAUGUGUCAUCAUCAAACACACAAGAGGAAGUAUGAAUAUUCCACAUAAUUCUCAAAAGUGUCACCUCAUGGAUUUCUGUAGAGAAGAAUGAAGCAUUUGCACAGUGUCAUCAUAUGAGAGUGAUCACAUGUGCUGACCUCUCGCUGACCCUGAGAAUGACCGAUGGUUUCAGGGUCACGCCCUCUGCCCUCUGAUUGGCUGUCAGCUGUUGAUUGACAUCCUGCUGUUUCUGUUCACUGGUUUCUUAGCUGUCAUUAUCAAACUGCAUCUCAUUUCUGUUCCUGUUUAUUUCCUCUUUAUGUGCCUGAUGCGUCGUCACACACGCUCAGAUCCGGUCUGAUCCACAGCAGACUGGUUCUGAUGUAGCGGUGUCUAGCUUGUGGAGCUCCUGGGGUUCAUGGGGCGAGUGUUCACGAUCCUGCGGUAGAGGUGUUCAGGAACGGAUCAGAGUCUGUCUGCCGCUCUACAGCCUUCAGUCUCCGGUCAAUCCCGGCGGACACAUGGACUCAAAGCCGUCAACACAAGGCCAGCAGAGACGGCUGAGUGUCAGCAGACAUGGAUGGAGAAAAGCAAACAGUAGCCGCGUCAGUCCAGGGACGUACGGAUACGGCAGGAUUUCAUACGUAACACCUCUACAGAAAGAUUCCAGCCGAACAUCCCAGAACAAACAGAGACGAUCGGCAUCAAACUUCCCACACCAGAGUUACAGGACGCAUGGUAGAAACGGCCAUCAAAACAGUCGCUAUCACACAACGGCAGUGCAGGUCAGACCGUACAGCCCACUGCCGAACACCUCCUGCCCCGGAGCGCCAAACCAGCACAAGAUCUGCAACACUAUGGCCUGUCCAUCAUCCAGCAGACCAAUCAGAGAAGUGCAGUGCUCCUCGUUCAACACACAGCCCUUCAUGGGGAGAUUUUACCAAUGGGAACCUUUUAAUGAUGUUUCCAGUGAGCAGCGCUGUGAGCUCAACUGCCGUGCCAUCGGCUUCAGAUUCUACGUCCGUCAGGCGGACCGAGUCAUCGAUGGAACUCCGUGUGGACAGAACCAGACGUCCGUGUGUGUGGCGGGAAAGUGUCAGAGCGCCGGCUGCGAUGACCUCUUGGGUUCUGGAAAGGUGCCUGAUAAAUGCGGCGUGUGCGGAGGGGACAACAGCGCAUGUAAGCUCGUCUCGGGCCUGUUUCAACACAGCCUGUCCAAAGUAGGCUACCACAAGAUCGUGGAGAUUCCGCCAGGAGCCACAAAAAUAAACGUCACGGAGAUGGUGAAGAGCAGGAACUAUCUGGCUCUGCUCAGUCGGUCUGGCCGAUCCAUUAUUAAUGGAAACUGGGCCAUCGACCGUCCAGGAAUGUAUGAGGGAGUGGGAACAAUGUUCACGUACCGACGGCCCAAUGAGAUCAGCAGCACCGCGGGAGAGUCUUUCCUGGCCGAGGGGCCGACCAAUGAAAUCCUGGAUGUUUAUAUGAUCUACCAGCAGCCCAAUCCAGGCGUCCAUUAUGAGUUCAUCAUGCCGUCAGAGAACGCUGUCGAUGCUCAGCGUCCUGAAGAGAACCAACUGGACGUAAAUGUUGUGAACGGUCAGACAGAUUCUGAUGCAAACGGCAAGUCGACCCUGGAGGGUCAUGAGGGGUCAGGGGUCAAGCAUCCCCCUCCCAUCCCGGAUAAUCAGCUUCCUGCAGCUCCGCCUUCGACCAGAUUCAGAGAGUAUAACUGGAAGCUCAGCGGCAGCACAGACUGCAGCGCCUCCUGUGGCAAAGGUAGCAGAUACUCAGUGUUCGUCUGCGUCCAUCGGGUCACUCACGCACACGUGCCGACCGGUCUGUGCGACAGCAGCACCAAACCCAGCGCCCAGGAGGAGCCGUGCAACGUCCAGCCCUGUCCUGCUUUCUGGGACAUCGGCGAGUGGUCCGAGUGCAGUAAGAUGUGUGGUUUGGGGCUGCAGCAUCGUCAGGUCCUGUGUCGUCAGGCGUACGCCAACCGCACGUUAAACGUGCACAUCAGCCGGUGCCAGCACCUGGAGCAGCCUGAGACCAGCAGCACCUGCCAGCUGAAGAUCUGCAGCGAGUGGCAGAUUCGCUCGGAGUGGAGUCCCUGCUCUGUGCCGUGCGGCGUGGGUCAGAGGUCACGUGAGGUGCACUGUGUCAGUAAUGUUGGUGAUAUCGUGGAAGAUGAGGAGUGCAACAUGAAACUCCGUCCCAGCGACAUGGAGAACUGCGACGCGGGUCCGUGUACCAAGAGCUGGUUCUUCAGCGAGUGGAGCGCUCAGUGCUCUGCGGACUGCGGCAUGGGUGUGCGGACGCGCGGCGUUCUGUGUCUCAGCAAUCACAUCAGCAGUCUGCCUCUGGAGGGCUGCGGGUCCGAGCGGCCGGCCGAGGCUCAGCCCUGCAACAACGGCCCCUGUGAGAGCCGCACCGAGUGGUUCACCGGCCCCUGGAGUCAGUGCUCGGCGGAGUGCGGCACCGGCAGCCAGCAGAGGGCAGUAGUGUGUCUGAUGAGGUCUGAUGAGGGUUUUGCGGUGAUGCCGGCGUACGAGUGUUCGUCUCUGGACCGUCCGCUCAGCCAGCAGAGCUGCUUCAUCAAGGCCUGCGGAGCGAAGUGGUUCCACACGGACUGGAGCGCGUGCUCCAAGACGUGUGAGGCCGGCUACCGUGUGCGAGAGGUGCGCUGUCUCUCUGAUGAUCACAUGACCACCAGCGAGCGCUGUGAGGAAACGCUGAAGCCGCACGAGAGGGAGGAGUGUAACCCUGAGCCCUGCCUCCCUCUGAUUGAUGAAAAGUGUCGUGAUAAAUACUUCAACUGUAACGUGGUGGUCCAGGCGCGUCUCUGCGUGUACGACUACUAUCAGACGGCGUGUUGCGUGUCCUGCAGGCGUGUGGCGCACCGGAGCUCCGGACGCUGGAGACGCCGAUCCUGAGGACAUCCGUCCAUCUGAACCGGAACGAGGGAGAAACGGACUAACCGCUCGUCACUAAUUCUGUUUGGAUGGGAAAUGCAUCUGUGGCCUCGUCGUGGUUCUUCAGCGGGAACCAAACACACAUGUGGCAUAAACAGACCAUCUGAAACUCUAAAGACGCUCGACGGGAUCAGUGUCACGAACUGUACGGAGAUCAGUGAGUACACCGAACACGAGAAACUGCGCUGCGAACGAGACGAGAACGAGAUUCUCCAGCACCAUCACUGUAUUAGUUCUGUUCACACUGCGUCAGUUUAAUGUGGAUUCAGUCCUGAAUCAUUCUGUGUGUUUGUCGCCGAAUGAAGCGGCGUGAACGUGUUCAGCUCACUGUAAAACUGGAACACAACAGUCAGGGAACGUUCUCUCAACGUUAUGGACAAACGUUCUUCCAGUAACGUUAAUAGAACGUUUGUUCAAAGUUAUCUGGUCUCACAUAAUGUUCUCAAAACGUUAGCACAAAAACAUUAGUUAUACAUCGUUCACGUUUCCUAACCUAAAAAUAAUGUAUUUACAAAAUAUGAUUCACAAAUGUAUAAGCUAAUUCACAUUCACAAACAAUAUAUUUGCAAAACUGAAAUCAAUCUCAUUCAUGUUCACAAAAUAAGAUUCAGAAAUUUUGAAAUUUUGUUUUCAUAUCGUCAUAUCAUGAUGGGUUUGUGUCUGUUUUGAGACUUUCCUGUCAGACGCCGUGAUUUUCUCUUUAGCCAAUCAGAUGUGGGUUUUUCAUCCAGCCAGCCAAUCAUAAUACACCUUUACUCAGUGCUUUGAGUCAAGAAGCAAAAUGUGGCUUGAUUAAUUUUGAGACUAUUUUAUCUCCAUAAUAACGACACAAAUGAGAAGAGUCACAUGCAGUCACAUGUAUAUUUUUAUUGUACUCGCGUGUAUUUAUAUUUUGAACACAUUCAGUUUUUGUAGUUUUGAAACAGAUUUGUCGACAUCUUCAUACUCAUUCAGAUCCGUUGAGCUGUAUCUUUUUACUCUUUAUAAAGUGAUUAAAAUCUAAAGUUGAAUUCUGA
Molecule: messenger RNA, 3995 nt
Organism: Megalobrama amblycephala (Wuchang bream)
Lineage: Eukaryota; Metazoa; Chordata; Actinopteri; Cypriniformes; Xenocyprididae
Product: thrombospondin type-1 domain-containing protein 4-like
Exons: 16
Coding region: 529-2940 (803 amino acids)
Biological process (GO): extracellular matrix organization
Cellular component (GO): extracellular matrix
Molecular function (GO): metalloendopeptidase activity
Source: RefSeq, a predicted model, not a curated record